AUGAAUCAACAAACUAGUACCAAAGAAGGGAUGACAACAUCCUUCCCAGAUGAAAAAUGGAGACCUCAACAAGUUUACAUUCAACCUAAUUUAGGUUAUUUGAAAGACAAAUUAGGUAUUUUAAAUGUUUUCCAGACAAUAUUUUCCUUAGCAAGCCUGAUCUGUGUAAUAACAAGUGGAGUUUGGCACUCAGGGCAUGAUAGAGAUGAUAGGGAGCUGUGGUGGUGGCGCUAUAGACUGCUUAUUUUUGUGUCUGUUUUUGCUGCCCUGGUCUCAAUCAGCUCCAUAAUUUUUUUUAUCUCUAGUUUGAAUAAAGUUCUCAUCAUUGAUUGGUCUCUAUAUAACAUAGUUAUGUAUGCAUUCAUAAGCUUCAUAUAUUUGGUUGUUGGUUCAUUGGUCUUUGAUUCUAAUUUUGGAUUCCAUCACACGGCAGAGGGCAACCCACCUGCCGAAUGGUCACACAAGUAUAUGGCUUCAGCUGUUACAGCCAGUUUCAUAUGUGUUUUACUAUAUGGGGGUACAGCCAUCCUUGCAUACCGAGCUUUCAGAAGAGAGAAACAUUACCAAUCCAGCCAUCAACUGCAUCAGAGAUUUCAGCUGGUGGAAAAGAGAUCUAACACAACAUUUGUGGAAGGGACUUGA
Molecule: messenger RNA, 642 nt
Organism: Helobdella robusta
Lineage: Eukaryota; Metazoa; Annelida; Clitellata; Rhynchobdellida; Glossiphoniidae
Exons: 3
Coding region: 1-642 (213 amino acids)
Cellular component (GO): membrane
Source: RefSeq, a predicted model, not a curated record